AUGUCGAUGCGCAAUUCCUCACGAUCGCUUCUCGCACAGGUGACAAGGCCAGCUGCCAAGGGAGCUCCCCUCUUUGCCGCUACUCCAUCAGCAGCUCGCUCCCUCAUUAUCCCUUCGAGACCAGCGCUGAAUCAGCCCCCUCAGGACAAGAAGCAGGGAUUAUUCAACUCGCUGCUUCGAGGUUCCGAAUCAGCACAAGCGGAUGGCCUGACAACGCAGAGUCAUUCUGCCACAGUAGCAAGGGGGAAGUACAUUCACGAGAUUCAAAGACAUGACGUAAAGGCUGACCGCGUGGAGGAAUACAAGCAGGUUCUUGCCGAGUAUUACCCCAAGAUCUUCGGCGAUGAGCAAUACAAGGCUCGCCUGAAGGGAAGUUGGGAGGUCACAGUCGGCGAACUAGAGACAUUCUACCAUAUUUGGGAGUACGAUGGAUACGCUGGAUACGACGCUAGCGAUGCCGCUCUUGCAAACUCUACGUUGCUCAACGAGUUUACAGCGGCCAUCCGUCCCACACUUCGCCAUCGUUCCAAUUGGAUCUGUCAAGAGUUCGCAUUUUGGCCGACUGCCAAGGCCAAGAAUGACGGCGGCAUCUACGAGCUACGCACAUACCACUUGCAACCGGGCAAGCUCCUGGAGUGGGAGCAGCACUGGCGUAAAGGUCUCGAGGCUCGCAGGAGAUACACCGAACCCGUCGGAGCCUGGUUCACCCAGAUUGGUGGACUGCACACCGUCUUCCACGUUUGGCACUACCCAUCUCUGGAGAAGAGGAAGGAGACGCGAGAUGCAGCUUGGCAGGUGGAGACGUGGAACCACACUGUCAGUGAGACGGUCAAGCUGAUUGACAAGAUGCAUGCGCAGAUCAUGAAGCCUUUGCCCUUCAGUCCUCUGCGAUGA
Molecule: messenger RNA, 894 nt
Organism: Microstroma glucosiphilum
Lineage: Eukaryota; Fungi; Basidiomycota; Exobasidiomycetes; Microstromatales; Microstromataceae
Product: NIPSNAP-domain-containing protein
Exons: 5
Coding region: 1-894 (297 amino acids)
Cellular component (GO): mitochondrion
Source: RefSeq, a predicted model, not a curated record